Vitrella brassicaformis is the source of this 2880-nucleotide messenger RNA. Lineage: Eukaryota; Vitrellaceae. The record is from the annotation of a GenBank genome assembly.
AUGAGCAGCAGUUCACCCGUCGCUGACAGGAUGCUGACCCGCGCGAAGGUGAGGAGACGGGGAAACGACCCCACGGGUGGUUGGGGCGCUGUCUCGUCCUUUGUCACCAUAUGAAGAGCACAUCCACGGGACCAUUUCAUGCCUGCCUGUAGCCAUAUCGAGGCUGCCUGCAUGACCUCAUUGUCGCUUUAUUCUCUGUGUGUGUGUGCCGAUUAUUGGUGCAGGCCGCCGCCAAGGAAAUGGAGAGAGGCCCAGGAGGCCUCACUUGCUGCAGCGGCCGCAUCCACCGGGGCCAUCCGCCUCGAUGACCUCCACCCCUUCGGCAGUGGCAAAGACGACGAACGCCUCAACAAGGCCGCUCCGAGGCGACACAAAAAGAAGACCUCCGCCCUCAAGAAAGACCAAAGGGAUGGGAAGACGGAGGCUGACCACCACAGAAGACCUCCGCCCUCAAGGAGGGGCCGGGCGAGGGGCAAGGGGAGUCGACAGAUGGGGGAUGUUCAGAUGGCCGAUGGGGAGGGCAAGGAUGUCGAGAUGAUGGCUGAGGAAGAGAACGGCAUGCUGUCAACGAAGGCCAAGAUGCCUACCCGCCAAGCCGCCGUCCAGCCGCGUCGGCCUGCCAAGGCCGAGGUGGAGGAGGCUGACAUCCACGAGGCCGCCCUCAUCUACCGUGACGAGGACGAGGAGCCCCUUCACAAGAGAAAGAAGAACAAAAAGUCCGUCGCCCGCGCCGCCAGCCGUGAUGCGUACGGAGACGUGGACAUGGACGUCGGGAAGGGGAUGGCCACGACGCACAGCCCGGGCGAGCGCAGACGCACUGAGGUGGCCGCCAAGGUACGUCCACCCAGCCCCCUUCCCACCCACACGCAACACACCUACCUGUGUGUAUGUCUGCAGGUGCCUUGGUUUCUGGAGAUGAGUGACGACGAGACGGCAGCGGCACUGCAGCUGGUGGACGAGGGACACGAGAAGGGCGAGAGCCUCACAGUGGCCAAAGUCAGCGGAGCUCUUGUUCUCGGGUACGCCACGCCACGUGUGUGGUGCCAGCAGUCAUGUGAGAAAUGUGACAUACAUGGCUGGAUGGGAUAUCACAUCUCGUGUCGUGUCUGCCUAUAGAUGCGACAUAGUGUGUUUGGAGGAUCUCGCGUGGCUCAAUGACGAGAUCGUCGACAUCGUAUUCGCCCUCGCCGAGAUGUGGCUCAGGGCACAGGCCGCCGAAGGCAAAGGGUACGCUCCCCCCACCCCCACCCCCACCCCCACCCCCACCUACGCACACACAACACAUUACACCCUUCAUCCACGCGCUGCUUUGCUGUGUGUGUGUGUGUGUUGCCUCCAUCCAUGCCAUGGAUGGCUUGGCUUGGCCAGUGUUCCGAAGGUGUGGAUCCCGAACUCGUUCUUCUGGCAGUUUCUGUCCAACCCCAGAGCGACAGGCUUCAACUACGACUACCAGAAGGUCCGCCGCUCGUCGACCAAAAGAAGGUAUGUGGGUGUGCUUGCUGAACGUGUGUACGUGUAUCUGGGUGUUUCUGUACAAGUGUGGUCAGGCCGUCACCCUUGUCUGUACGUACCGGACACACAUGCUGAAGUCGCAACCUAAUUAUUACAUGCUCGCCUUAAGCCUGACCACAUACCGUAGACAGACCUAAGGCCGCACAUUCCAUGCUCCCUCCCCUCCACACACGCACCAUGCACUCCACUCCCCACUCUGACUGACAGACAGACGGCCAGACGGACAGGCGGACACACAGACACACCGCCACACAUACUCAUCCGCCAGGCACCAACCACCACCGCACCACCUGAUUGAUCAACACGCAGCAUGCAUAUUCUCUGUUGGGUGUGUGGAUGUGUUGUUGACACGAAUGCAAUCGAUGUCAGGUCAAUGUGUUUGAGUUGGACUACCUGCUGGUGCCCAUCAACGAGGGCUACGCCACCACGGGGGCCGGCUACCAGGGCACUCACUGGGCACUCGGCGUGGUCGACGUCAAGUACUUACCUCACAUACACACAGCACACACGAAUGCCAUCCACUCUGUAGGGCCAAGCGCAUCCGUGUGCUGGACUCGCUGGGUGGCGGGGGCACCAACUGGCGCAAAAAGGAAAACUCCAAGUGAGAAAACGAAAGACGGAGGGAGGGAGGAAGGGAGGGAGGGAGGGAGAGGCAUGACAGACGAACAUACAGGUCGCACACCCAUGUGUGUGUCUCCAUGUGUGUGUCUAUGUGUGUGCGCGUAGACCAACUUGCCGCAGCAGACCAAUGGGUAUGACUGCGGCGUCUUCGUGUUGCUCUACGGAAUCUCAAUCAUCUGCAACUCGUAGGACUCACAGACUGAUACCCACCCAGUCACCCACACGCUAAUCGACCCACGGCUAAUCGACCCACGGCGUGUUGUCUGUCCGUUGGUUGAUGUGUGUAGGAGUUUCAGCGACAUCGACGCUCACCGGUGCGCCGCCUACGCGCCCCGCCUGACGGGCGACCACACCACCGACCAGAACAACCUCAUCUCUAUCGUACGGCAGAAACUGGUGCGUGCGGACGGACGCACCCACGGCAUGUCACGACAGACACAGUCUUCAUGUCUCUGUUUAUGUGUGUGUGCAGAUAGUGAGCAUCAGGGACCAGUCUCUGCCACUCGAGUGGGGCAGCCAACGGGGACAGCCGCAGGGGCAGAGUGCCAGUGCGCAGCCGAUGGACACUGCGGCGAAGGCCACCAGGUCCGACAGAGGCACGCAGACACACACACACACACAUCCAUCCAUCCAUGCAAUGGUGUCAACUUAUUGUGGUGUGUCUCCCCCCCUCCACUUGCGUGCAGCCCGGAACCGUCACCCGGCCUCCGGUCCCGGACAGCGUGCUACUCGUGCCUCCCAGGAUGA